AUGGUGCUGCUCUGCUCGACGCCGUCGAAGCCGUUGGCUGUGGACGUGGCUGCGGCGCGUCUACUGAUCGUGAAGCUGACAUCAUCACUGGCUGCACGAGAGUAUGUUCGCACGUUGGCUGCGACCACGUAUGGACGCUGCGUGCUCGGACUCGCAGGGUUCUUGACGGUUGUGACCGACCAUAUGGCAGCGUUCGUGAAGCGCGUGGAAAGUGAUGUGAAUGCUGACGAUCUGCAGAUACUGCGAGAAGUGCUUUUGCUGCUUGCCGAAUCAGUGGUUGACGAAGACAACGCGACCUUUAUUGCGCGUAUUGGAGCCCACCCUUUGCUAAUGCAUCUUAUGGAGCACGAGAACGAAGAUGUCCAAGAGGCAGCUGCCGCGGUCGUCUCAGGUUGCACCAGUAGCCCAUCCGCUAUCACAUUUCCACACCGCGUACGCCAAGUGGGGGAAGUGGAGCAGUUGUGGCCGCGUGCAGUGCCGCUGCCUUUUGACGUCCGCGACAGUGCUAUCAAAGAUCCAGAUGGCAGCCCAAGCACGCUGCAUGUGCUUAUUCGUCAGGUCCCGAUUCGCAUGACAGGACAGUGCAAAACGGGUUAUCUGCUUUGGGGCGCAGCUUUUGUCCUCGCUCGCUGGAUUCACAAGCGCCGUGACCUGUUUGUAGGCAAAAGCGUGAUUGAGGUGGGCAGUGGUCUUGGACUCGGAGGCAUCACUGCAGCACGAUAUGCGAGCCACACUACGCUUACGGACUACCAAGCUGAUACAUGCGCAGCGCUAGAGUACAAUGUGCAGCUGAACAGACCGUUCACACACGAGUUUGACUCAGCGAAACCGGAGGUGCAGGUAUCGCUUCUGGACUGGGACCUUGCUGAAAGUAUCGAGGCCGUGCCCAAGGCCCAAGUGGUUAUUGGCAGCGACAUCAUCUGCGAGCCAAGUACAGCCGAAGGGUUUCUGCGAGUUGUGCGACACCACCUGCUGAGCAACCUCGACGGCGUGGCUUACCUCGUCAACGCCAACAGCCACAGUCGUUUCGGGGUUGUUCAUCUGCACGCACUCUUGGCUGCAAGUACCGACCUUUCCUACAGCAUCACACGAGUUGAUGAGCUGCCUGAUGGCACAGAGCUUCUCAAGACGGUCAACGAAGCGCUGGAACUCUCGUACGAACUCUAUACGAUUCGUGCAGCUUCUCGCUAG
Peronospora matthiolae is the source of this 1191-nucleotide messenger RNA. The record is from the annotation of a GenBank genome assembly. NCBI's taxonomy places the organism in Eukaryota, Oomycota, Peronosporomycetes, Peronosporales, Peronosporaceae.